This is a messenger RNA of Oryzias melastigma (Indian medaka), 2040 nucleotides long. RefSeq names its product arylsulfatase family, member K (gene arsk). The record is from RefSeq and is a predicted model, not a curated record. Lineage: Eukaryota; Metazoa; Chordata; Actinopteri; Beloniformes; Adrianichthyidae. The transcript has 8 exons. Bases 346 to 1917 code for a protein of 523 amino acids.
AUUUGUUUGUUUGUGCUGUGUGCAUGAGCUAAAGACAACAUCAAAUCCAGAUAUGGACCCUGCAUCCUCCCCCUUCUCGGGGAAUUUUUUUAUCUUUCUUUUUUUAUUGCAUUUACUUACAUACAAAAGCAAACAAUGUCUUUUUUCCAGUCUCCGCCGUUUUAUAAACUUAUUUUAAGUGGGAAACUUUAUUUUGAAAGCGCAACCCGGAUGUUGAUAAAUAACAGACACGAUUGUUAGCGGAAGCAGUACGCAACAGAACCAAAUAGUUUAAACCCUUUAUCCCUUCCUUUAAAUAUUGUGAGAUGUUUUACAGCAGCAAAGUAUUUUGUUUGUAGAAAGUAAAUGGAGAAAAUGUUUUGGGUGUCUUUUAUUUUUUUCUUCCUAUAUUUUGGUCAAAGUUUCUGCCAAAAUGUUUCCAGACCAAACAUCGUGAUGGUAAUGAGUGAUGCCUUUGAUGGUCGACUGUCCUUUGAUCCUGGAAGCAAAGUAGUAGAGCUGCCAUACAUAAACUACCUCAGACAGUUGGGCUCCACCUUUCUGAAUGCUUACACCAACUCACCCAUCUGCUGCCCUUCCAGAGCAGCCAUGUGGAGCGGUCAGUUUGUUCACCUCACUCAGUCAUGGAACAACUAUAAAUGUUUAGAGGCUAAUGCAACCACGUGGAUGGAUUUGCUAGAAAAGAAUGGAUAUCUCACCAAAAUGAUGGGAAAGUUGGACUUUACCUCAGGGAGUCACUCUGUCAGUAACCGCGUUGAGGCAUGGACACGAGAUGUUCCGUUCCUGUUGGCCCAAGAGGGUCGGCCUGUUUCUCAGCUUGUAGGGAACAUGUCGACUGUAAAGAUAAUGAAGAAGGACUGGCAAAACACAGAUCAAGCGUCACUGUGGAUCCGUCAGAGAGCUGCGUUCUCAAAUCAGCCUUUUGCUCUUUAUCUUGGCCUCAAUUUACCUCACCCAUAUAAAACUGAAUCCCUGGGACCUUCUGCUGGAGGAUCCACCUUCCGUAGCUCACCAUACUGGCUCUCAAAGGUGUCACAUGAGCUUGUCUCUGUGCCUAAAUGGCUGCCAAUGGCUGCCAUGCACCCUGUCGAUUACUACUCAACCUUCACCAAAAAUUGCAGCGGAGAUUUCACUGAGGAGGAAAUCAAAAGCAUCCGGGCCUUCUACUAUGCCAUGUGUGCAGAAGCAGACGCCAUGCUGGGGCAGGUGAUUUCAGCCCUCAGAGAGACCAAGCUGCUUAGCAACACAGUUGUAAUCUUCACAGCUGACCACGGAGAGCUCGCUAUGGAACACAGGCAGUUCUACAAGAUGUCGAUGUACGAAGGCAGUUCCCACGUUCCUUUGCUCAUCAUGGGGCCUGGGUUGAUGUCGGGCCUGCAGGUCAACCAGCCUGUCUCUUUAGUUGACCUCUAUCCCACUGUUCUUGAAAUUGCUGCUAUAUCAGCUGUAAGCAAUCUGAGUGGCUACUCCCUUCUUCCUUUUAUAUCCAAGUCCACUAGUUUUUCAAAGAAGCAGCAUCCAGGCUGGGUUUUAAGUGAAUACCAUGGUUGUAACGCCAACGCUUCUACAUUCAUGCUUAGAAGUAGUCAGUGGAAAUACAUCCUCUAUUCAGAUGGAACCAGUCCCCCUCCACAACUAUUUGACCUUACGCUGGACAAGGAGGAGCUUCACAAUGUGGUUCAUAAAUUCCCUGGCGUGCAGUCGCGUCUGGACAGUCUGUUGCGCAGCAUUGUUGACUAUCCACGAGUCUCUUCAAGUGUUCAUUCAUACAAUAAAAAAGCAUUCGCUAAAUGGCGAUGGGGUUUGGGGAAAAACUACAACCGUGUCAUUGCUGGACUUAGGUGGCAUUUGGACUGGCAAAAAGAUGUGUUAGCUCAUGAGGAAGCUAUUGAUACAUGGUUAAAUGGCAUCUUCUGAACAUUCUAUUAACAGUCAACUUCAAAGGUCUGUUAAUAUGAGCCUUUUUAUUUGAAAAUCUUUAUAAUGUGAUUGUAAAAAUAUAUUUUUGUCUUAAUAAAUAUUUUAAAAACAUGUUUUCAA